AUGGCGCCGGGCUGCGGGCACGGCGGUCAGCGGGGGCGGGCCCCGGGGGGCCCCGAUGACCAUGAGGAGCCGCCCCGAUACCCCCGGGAGCCCCUCGAGACCCCCGGGGAGCCCCUCGAGACCCCCGGGAGCCCCUCGAGACCCCCGGGGAGCCCCUCCCCGAGAAACUUACCAUUUUCAACUUGUUUUCUGCCGCUCCUUCCCAACCAGGAUGAGACAGGAGCUUAUCUCAUCGAUAGAGAUCCCACGUAUUUUGGUCCGAUACUGAACUACCUCCGACAUGGGAAACUUAUCAUCAACAAGGAGCUUGCAGAAGAAGGGGUACUGGAAGAAGCCGAGUUUUACAAUAUCGCCUCCCUUGUGCGGCUGGUGAAGGAACGGAUACGGGAUAACGAGAACAGAACCUCUCAAGGACCUGUGAAGCAUGUGUACCGAGUCCUGCAGUGCCAAGAGGAAGAGCUCACACAGAUGGUGUCCACUAUGUCUGAUGGGUGGAAGUUUGAACAGCUGAUCAGCAUUGGAUCUUCCUAUAACUAUGGGAAUGAAGACCAGGCAGAAUUCCUCUGUGUUGUGUCCAGGGAGCUCAAUAACUCUACCAAUGGUAUUGUCAUAGAACCCAGUGAGAAGGCAAAGAUUCUUCAGGAGCGAGGAUCCCGGAUGUAAUCCAAGCAUCCGCUGUUUCCACUCCCAGAUGUCAAAAGGGCAGCCUAGCUGGGCCGAGCACCUCUCCGCAGUCCCACCUUGCCCUCGUGCACUAACCAAGCUAACGCAAAGCAAAGCCGAGCCUGUCCUGCCAACGGCAAAUAAUUCUGGUCGUAACCAAAGGCUUCCCUCUUCCACCGGAAACCAAGGAAGGAAAAGACUUUUCCAGCUGGAUAGUCCUUUCCCGAAGUAUUUGUUUUCUUGGCCAGCGCUGUAUUGAAUUUUUUCCAACAAUGGCUGGGCCGGAUUCCCAGUCGGAGCCUUUGCAGUGGCUGCUCAGGUCCACAACCCCUGUAGUCAGUCCUACCUUCCCCAGGCUGGCAUAGGUGGAAAGAGGAGCUGGGUGGGAGCUGUGCUGCUGUUUGCACCUCAGUCCAACCCCAGAAAGGUGCAAGCACCUUGCAGUGCUCCCCUUCCUGCUCAGCCAGCCCCCACAAAUCAGAACAAGGCUUUAAAAGGAGGAACAAAACCACUUGGAGAAAACCUACAAACUUUUUUUUUUUUCCCAUUCUUGCUUUGUAUUUGUUCCUUGUCCAGUUCCUAAGAGCUGAGUUUAGAUACCACCAAGGGAGGGGAAGUUGUAUGUCUGUCUAACGCAGGUCCUGCUGUUAACACUAUUACAGAUGGGCUCCUGGCGUUUCCCAAAGCCCAUCCCUCCUCAUGCAUAAGUGAGAGACCUGUGUUCAUCCCACGUGGCUGGAGAGAAGUUCUGUCCUCACUUCUCAGUUGCAGAGGGGCGACACCUUUCCCCCUCUGCUGUCUUGCCACGGCCGUAUCUCAGCCUGGUGCAAAGUGACAAGGUUAGGGACUUGUUGCUGCCAAGUUCAGCUUUGCCUUGUUUGUCUGCAGUGGCGUGGGCUCUGUCUCCUUCCUCCUCACGGGAGGACCUCAGGCAGGAUUUCUUUUGUACUGGAGCAAGCAGGUAGGUUUGCUUCAGCCCAGAUGAUUCUUUGCAGAGGAGAUCCCCCUAUUUACACGCAGUGAUUUCUCUGCAGCCCCCUCCUGUCCCCCCCUUUUAAGAGUUCACCUCAAAGUACAGAGGGGCUUCACUGAGCUGGGGGAGGGGGGAAUUGGUGAAAAGUUGCCAAACUGUUGUAAUGUUUCUUGUCCAAAGUGACGUGUCAACUUCUGUGACUUUUUUUUCCUUUUUUUUUCGGAAUGCCUUGGAUGGAUGUGCAAAAUGUUUGUUUGUGCCUCUCUUGAAUUCUUAUCUUAGCCAAACUGCAGUCACUGGUCCCCUCUGUUAAGCUGUGCCAUCCCUAACCAGGGGCAUGUCCCUCCUAGUCUGGUAAAUGGAAUUUUUUAGGAAUUUGCUGCAUGUUUUGUCCCCUUUCAUCCUGGCUUUGUUCUUUGUAGCGCGAGUGUCCCGGCACUUGGGUCUUUUGAGUCAAGUCCCAAACUGACAUUAACCACCAAGCUUCAGAGAUGCUGCAAUUCAGAGACAUUGACAGGGUCAGAGCAGUUGUGUCCUAAUAAAACACCAGAAAAUUCCUCCCCCGGACUGAGGAGUUUGGCUCCCUUCUGAAGGAAUUCAGCUGCUUGUGGUCUCCUGAAAGGUGCGAGAGAGAAAUAAGCAGGUUUCCCGUCUGCUCUCUUCCUCGCUGGCCGGGCCGCGGGGCAGCAGACAGUUACCAAGUACCAACAAGGGGUUCAGCAAACGAGCGCUGCCUCUUCUCGGUCCUCCUGGACGAGCUCUUGCCUGCAUUUCCCCACCGCUUUGCCGACGUCCCCAGCGGAGGCUCGGCCUCGUUCCUCAGGAGGGGAGGUGGGUUAGUGGUGCCGGUCCUGCCCGCUGUGCCAGGCACCCCUGCGUCGCCCCCGUGUCGGGCAGAGGCUGCUGGAGCGCCGCUCGCUUGCUGCCCCGCCGCAGAACCCAGCCCAGCACCUUCCUCCAUCUGUCCUGUUCAUAACGCGGUGAGAUGGUUUUGCUGUGAUUAGAGCUGUGGCUGGGCUGAGUAACACUGUGAUGUGUAUAGAUGUGUCUCCUCUGUCGGUACCUUGUAGCCUCGGUCGCUGUCGCUCUGUGCUCACAGCUGAUGAGUAUGUGCACGUAUGCAAGUUAGCAGCCUCUAAAAGCCCGCUAACACAUUCACCCAUCGCUUCUCUCCCUUCCUCGGAGAAGGAGAGUUUGCGGUUGAGAUACCAACCUGAAGGCAGCGGGGCCAGGUUGCGCUGUUGGUCACAUCGAGGGCAGCCAGGCAUCUUGCUGCUCCAACCGCAGAGCUCGUGGCACUGGGGUCACCUAGACAGAGCCGGUCAGUUCAGGACAGCUCGAGCGGAUGGAGUGACGCCUUGCAGCUUUUCACCCCCACAUCCCAUCGCCGGGCCUAAGGGCGAUACCAUCACCCUCCCUUUGCCCCAGAGAGCAUUAGCAGUAGAGUGGAACAGCUAUUUUUAAGCUCACAUGCACAAGAAAGGCUGCUCAACUUGCAUCUCGAUUUUCCCCUCCACGCUGCUCUCUGCACUAAGGUCAUGCUUAGGGACUUAAGUCUCCUUGGGUUCAAUUACUGAGUCUUUCAAUUCAACAGAACAAGUUAAAAAACUGAUCUGACAGUUACUGGCCAUUCACAAGCUCUUGUGUGACAUUUAGGACCAGGCAUGAAGGCGUCCAGAGCAGGUAUGUUCCCAGCAAAGGGAUCUCCCUCUUUCCCGACUGCGCUAGGUCACCUUUACCCUCAGACCGUGGGCUGAUCUCAGCAUUAUGCCCCGGUUGCAUCUUUUCUGUGCUCAAGACAGGGCUUUUCCUUCCAUUGCCUUUCACUCAGUCACAACUCUGU
Molecule: messenger RNA, 3479 nt
Organism: Nothoprocta perdicaria
Lineage: Eukaryota; Metazoa; Chordata; Aves; Tinamiformes; Tinamidae
Gene: KCTD2
Product: potassium channel tetramerization domain containing 2
Exons: 6
Coding region: 1-663 (220 amino acids)
Biological process (GO): proteasome-mediated ubiquitin-dependent protein catabolic process; protein homooligomerization
Cellular component (GO): Cul3-RING ubiquitin ligase complex; cytoplasm
Molecular function (GO): cullin family protein binding
Source: RefSeq, a predicted model, not a curated record